AUGUUCCGCAACGCUCUCGCUCCCCUCGCCAGGCAGGCCGCCGUCUCCACCUCGCGCAGCGCCGCCUUCUCUUCGGUCGCACGCCCCGCCGUCGCCAACGUCGCACGCUCGCAAUCCGCAUUCGGUGCGCCCGUUCAGCGACGUGGUUACCACGAAAAGGUCAUCGACCACUAUGAGAACCCCCGCAACGUCGGCUCUUUCCUCAAGACCGAGAAGAACGUCGGUAUCGGCCUCGUCGGUGCACCGGCAUGUGGAGAUGUGAUGAAGCUGUCCAUCAAGGUCAACGAGGACGGCAUCAUCGAGGAUGUCCGCUUCAAGACCUUCGGCUGCGGUUCUGCCAUCGCCUCGUCCUCCUACAUGACCGAGCGCGUCAAGGGUCUCUCGCUCGAGGAGGCCGGCAAGAUCAAGAACACCGAGAUCGCACAGGAGCUCUGCCUGCCGCCCGUCAAGCUGCACUGCUCCAUGCUGGCGGAGGACGCCAUCAAGUCGGCCAUCAAGAACUACAGGUCGAAGCGCGAGGCUACGGGCAACAAGAAGCAGGGCCACAUCGAGGUCACCCAGGACGUCGCCACCGGUAGCACCACCGCCACCGCCCACGUCGGCUCGGGCACCGUCUAA
Messenger RNA from Moesziomyces antarcticus, 618 nucleotides. Its product is annotated as FeS cluster assembly scaffold IscU. Bases 1 to 618 code for a protein of 205 amino acids. The record is from RefSeq and is a predicted model, not a curated record. Lineage: Eukaryota; Fungi; Basidiomycota; Ustilaginomycetes; Ustilaginales; Ustilaginaceae. Gene Ontology annotation, biological process: iron-sulfur cluster assembly; intracellular iron ion homeostasis. Gene Ontology annotation, cellular component: cytoplasm; mitochondrial matrix. The transcript has a single exon. Gene Ontology annotation, molecular function: 2 iron, 2 sulfur cluster binding; ferrous iron binding.